CAACCCUGGUGAGUGUGGCCAACGUCAGUGUAGUCUUCAGCUCGAUCUGUUACACCUACUUUACUUUAACACGGUUAUUGCACUGUCCAGCCAUGAGUGAGAUGCGUUACUUCACAAAUCCUUAUCCAAAGGAUGUUGGAGAAGAUAGUCAAGAAAUUUUAGAUGACACAAAACAAAAGCUCUCCCAGCAGUACAUCAGUAAGACACAGAAGAGUAUAGAUACACUGCAGAAAGUACUGGAUGAAGGACUGUCAAAGGGAGGUGAAUUAAGUGACUAUUCUGUAUACACUGGAACAAGUGGAUAUGUACUUCUUUACCUCCACUUGGCAGAAAUUCUGGGAGAUGACACAUACCUACAGAAAGCUACACCAUUAGUGAACAAGGCAUUUCGGAAUUUAAAAGGUCGUAGAUUGUCUUUCUUGUGUGGAGAUUCUGGACCUUUAGCACUUGCGGCCAUCUUAAAUGAUAAGACCAAAGAGAAAGAGAUAGUCAAAAGCAGUAUUACAAGUAUUAAGGAGAUGGAACGUGCUGUACUCGACAUCGAGUCGGAUCUUCCAGAUGAACUUCUUUUUGGAAGAGCUGGAUAUCUAUAUGCACUUCUUCUUAUCCAGAAAAAGAUUGGGAAAGAAGUCAUAGAUGAUAAAAUGAUACGAUCUGUGGUAACGGCAAUAUUACAUUCUGGACGUGCCCUAUCGAGGACGAAUAAAUGGACUGUCCCUCUCAUGUACCAGUGGCACGACAAGCACUACCUAGGAGCUGCCCAUGGUAUUGCUGGAAUAAUGUUCAUGCUGUUACAG
Messenger RNA from Homarus americanus (American lobster), 797 nucleotides. Its product is annotated as lanC-like protein 2. The record is from RefSeq and is a predicted model, not a curated record. NCBI's taxonomy places the organism in Eukaryota, Metazoa, Arthropoda, Malacostraca, Decapoda, Nephropidae. Gene Ontology annotation, biological process: carbohydrate metabolic process; peptide modification. Gene Ontology annotation, cellular component: plasma membrane.